Molecule: messenger RNA, 1810 nt
Organism: Eutrema salsugineum
Lineage: Eukaryota; Viridiplantae; Streptophyta; Magnoliopsida; Brassicales; Brassicaceae
Product: YTH domain-containing protein 1
Exons: 9
Coding region: 208-1617 (469 amino acids)
Biological process (GO): mRNA destabilization
Cellular component (GO): cytoplasm
Molecular function (GO): mRNA binding
Source: RefSeq, a predicted model, not a curated record
CGAUGCGUUCGUUAUAUGCGAGGGUUCGUCGAGGACACAACUUCCCCACUCCCGCUCCAGAGUCCACACACUUUAACACAGACCCCAACCUCUUCCGCGCGAAAACCGCCUUCUCCGUUUUCAGGCUGUUUCCACUGUUUUCCGGCGAAUCUAACCUGGGUCUUCGUCAGUUUGCUCCUUUGACCCAGUGUAUCUUGAAAAUCGGUAAUGGCCACUGAAAGGAACGCUAUGGAUUCUAAGCCUGAUUAUGCGCGAAAUGUACCAGAUCCUGCUGAGUCUCCUCCGAGAGGUGACACAAAUCGUAUCGUUACAGGGUCUACUACCUCGUCUGUUACUGCUAGUGCAUGUGCUAAUGGAUCUGAUGGUAUCUCUUCUCAGCCAAACGACAAUGUUCAAGCAUCUGCUACGAAUUUUCUAAAGGGAAGUUACCGUGACAAAAACAGUUCAUAUGGCUAUUAUGAUUCGAAUUUGCGUGGAGAUCGAGCAAAAAGAAGCAAUUGUUGGUCUCAAACUUCGGCGUCGGCAACUAAGCCUCCAGGAAAUUUCAAUGGUGCUGAUAGAUUUCCUCUCAAUACACAAUCACAUGCAUUUAGACCGCCAUUUAAGGGAAAGCAAGCCACAGGACAGUUCUUAAAAUUUGCGAAUCAAAAGACAAGCAGUGUCCCAUAUAGUGGUUAUAUCAAUGGAAACUCAACUAGUGGUUUCUGGGAUCACAGAGAUCAAUAUAGGAAACCUGAGAGAAAUGUAGAAUCUGAUUCCAUGGUUGAACUGAAAUGUGGUCCAAGAGCCCAUGCGAAGACUCUUCCUCCUUCUGAGUCAUCAUCACUCAAGCAAAACAACUCGUUUGCAUUGGCUCUUCGUAGAGAGAUGUAUAACCUCCCAGACUUUCAGACCAACUAUGAGGAUGCUAAAUUUUUCGUAAUCAAGUCCUACAGCGAGGAUGAUGUUCACAAGAGUAUCAAAUAUUCCGUGUGGUCAAGCACUUGCAACGGGAACAAGAAACUCGACGCAGCUUACCGUGAUGCUGAAGCAAAAACGCUCGAGGAUGGCAAAAAACGUCCAAUUUUUCUCUUCUUCUCGGUGAAUGCGAGUAGACAAUUCGUGGGAUUAGCUGAGAUGGUUGGAUACGUGGACUUCAACAAGGAUUUAGAUUUCUGGCAGGUUGAUAAGUGGAGCGGCUUUUUCCCGGUGGAAUGGCAUGUGGUUAAAGAUGUCCCUAACUGGGAAUUAUGCCAUAUCAUCCUUGACAACAAUGAGGGCAAGCCAGUUACUCAUACGAGAGAUACUCACGAGAUCAAACUCAAAGAAGGUCUUCAGAUGCUUUCGAUAUUCAAGAACUAUUCUGCGGUAACAUCUUUGUUAGACGACAUGGACUUUUAUGAAGCACGAGAGAAGUCUCUGCGAGGGAAGAAGGAGAAUAAACCGGCCACUCUUCGCAUGGAUCUCUACAAAGAGAAGGACUAUGAUUAUGAGAUGGAAAGCAACAGGAGAAUGAAUCAAGAAAGAGGAUAUAAUUGGAGCAGGAGUAGCAGUAGCACAACACAACCAGCUCUUGUCAAUCUAACCAAGAACCUCUCCAUAAGAAGCUACUCUGUUUCCAAGAAGAGCACUGGCUAGACAUUCUUCAAUUCUCAGUUUCCUUGUUCUCUAAUUAUUGUUGAAUUGCUUUCAACUAGUUUAGGUUUAGUAGGAGGUUCUUUGUUUUGCCUUUUUCUCUGUUAGGGGCUUUUGUUUUUCUUUCCUCUUAAGAUGUCGUGAAAGAGGCUAUAUCCCAUAUGGUUUUCACUAUUUCAAUAAUAAAUUAUUCAGA